AUGGCGGACGAGGUAUCCAAGCACGGCUCCGAUGCCCUCCAACUCGAGAAGCCCACCGUCGAGACAAUGGAAGGGUCUACCCCUGCCACAGCGUCCGCUGGAAUGGACCCGGCACGACGGGCUCAGGUCGAGAAGACCAUGAAGCGCAAGCUCGAUGCCCGCUGCUCCAUCUUCGUUCUCAUCUACAUCAUGAACUACCUCGACCGAAACAACAUGGCCGCUGCUCGUCUCAAGGGUCUCCAGGAAGAUCUGGACAUGAACUACAGCGAAUACGCCACCUGCCUCAGUAUUCUCUAUGUCGGGUACAUUCUGAUGCAGGUGCCGUCUAACAUCUUCAUCAACCGAAUCCAGCGGCCCUCUCUAUACAUCUCGAUCAUCAUGCUCCUUUGGGGUCUUGUCUCGACUUUGUCGGGCGUUGUCACCAACUUCAGCGGCAUGGUUGCUAUCCGUUUCUUCCUGGGCUUCGUGGAGGCUGCUUUCCUGCCCGGUGCUCUGAUGAUUUUGUCCAAAUGGUACACUCGCAAAGAACUUACCGUGCGGAAUGCCAUCCUUUUCUGUGGUAACCUCAUCUCGAAUGCCUUCUCUGCCCUUGUCGGUGCUGGAGUUCUUUCCAACAUGCAGGGCACUCUUGGCCAUGCCGCAUGGCGCUGGCUCUUCUGGAUUGAGGGAGCUGCUACGAUGACAAUUGCCAUCUCUUCGGCAUUUAUCCUCCCCGAUCUGCCUACCAACACCCGCGGUUUCACCGAGGAGGAACUCCUUGUCGCUCAGAUCCGAAUGACUGAGGAUGUCGGCGAGGCUGAUGUUGAUUCCGAGGACCAAGGACCCUGGGAUGGCCUGUGGAUGGCCCUCAAGGAUGUCAAAAUCUACAUCAUGAUGUUCACCUUUACCGCUUACGUUGUCGGCCUCUCUUUCAACGCCUUCUUCCCCUCUCUCACCGAAACCCUCGGUUUCGGCUAUGUCCCAACUCUGCUCAUGAGCGCACCCCCAUGGGUUUUCUCUUGCCUUUUCUCGCUCUGCGUUGCCUGGAGCUCCGAUCGAUACCAGGAGAAGUUCUGGCACAUCGUUGGCCCUAUCCUCAUCGGCCUCAUCGGGUUCAUCAUCUGCAUGUCAACGCUCAACGUCGCAGCCCGUUACGUUGCUCUCUUCCUCCAAGCCGCCUCCUACGCUGGCUUCAUCGUCUUCUACUCCUGGAUCAGUACAUCCUUCCCGCGUCCACCAGCCAAGCGUGCCGUCGCAAUCGCCCUCGUCAACGCCUUCUCCCAGCUCGGCAACGUCGCAGGCUCCUACGUCUGGGACCUUACGGACAACGGAUACCGCAAGAGCUACGGCAUCGUCACUGCCAUGUUCGGAUUCACGAUAAUCGGGUGCUUCGUGUUCAAGCUUGUCUUGGAGAGUCUGAACAAGAAGCUUGCCGAGGCGGAGGUUGCGGAUGUUAGUGCUGGCCGCCCCGUUGCCGAUGUGGUGGUUGGUGAGGAUGCGGAUGAGAGUCUCCGGAUGCACAAGGGAUUCAGAUAUCUUACUUAG
Molecule: messenger RNA, 1524 nt
Organism: Aspergillus puulaauensis
Lineage: Eukaryota; Fungi; Ascomycota; Eurotiomycetes; Eurotiales; Aspergillaceae
Exons: 5
Coding region: 1-1524 (507 amino acids)
Biological process (GO): transmembrane transport
Cellular component (GO): membrane
Molecular function (GO): transmembrane transporter activity
Source: RefSeq, a predicted model, not a curated record